CGUCUUGGCCUAGCGACGUCCCUCCACCUUAGGACCAAGAUGUCCACGCAGACGCAAACCAAGACGGAGACAUUUGUCCUCCAAGCUAGACCUUCAGCUGAACCGACUUCGGAGGAACCGACUAUCCUGCAGGAAUCAGAAGUCGAACAACCAACACAGCCAAAAUGGCAGUAUCCCAAGAUCCUCAGCGCCGGUUUUUCAUUCUUCGUGGCUGGGAUAAACGACGGCAGUCUCGGAUCCCUUAUUCCCUACGUGAUACGCAGCUAUUCAAUUGACACGAACAUGGUCGCUAUUCUAUACGGCGUAACAUUCUUCGGCUGGCUCUUCGCCGCUGUAUCCAACAGUUUCAUCUGCCAACAUCUCGACCUAGGCAUGAUCCUCCUCCUGGGAGCCUUCCUCCAAAUCCUCGCCCACGUCCUACGCACCUGGCUCCCUCCCUUCCCCCUCUACGCAGUAACAUUCUUCUUCGUAAGUCUGGGCCAAGCAUACAACGACACGCACGCAAACACCUUCGUAACGUCCGUCCGCGGAGCCCAUCGCUGGCUCGGCUUUAUCCACGCCAUGUACAUGGGCGGAUGUCUAGUCAGCCCCUUCGUCGCGACGGCUGUAGCAUCGGCCAACACACCGUCCAAAUGGAAUUUAUUCUACAUUUUCCCGCUGGGAAUUGGAGUUAUUAAUAUGGUUAUCGUGAGUGUGGCGUUCCAUGAUCGGAUGCUCGUGUCGAAGAAGAAAGCGAGACUCGAUACGGCUGAGGGUGAAACCGAGUCGAAGGGGAGAACUGCGUGGAAGGAAAUCAAGGCUACGCUUUCUUUGCCGGGGGUGUGGCUGUUGAGUCUGUUUUUCUUUUUCUUCCUCGGUGCAGCUAUUACUGCCGGUGGAUGGAUUGUCGAGUACCUCGUCAAGGUCCGCAAUGGAGAUCUUAAAGACAUGGGUUACGUCCCGGCUGGAUUAUCUGGGGGUGGAUUUUUGGGCCGUCUCCUUCUUGCAGAGCCGACGCAUCGGUUGGGAGAGCGUCGGAUGAUAUUCAUAUACGCCAUUUUGUGUGUUGGAUUGCAACUUGUGUUCUGGCUGGUUCCGAAUAUCAUCACUGAAGCCGUUGCCGUGAGUUUGCUGGGCUUUUUCUCCGGUCCCUUCUUCGCGACUGGCAUCUCCGUUGGAUCCAAGAUCUUCCCUCCAGAAAUAGUCUCCUCGGCAAUCGCAUUCGUCUUCGUCCUCGGCCAAAUUGGCGGGUCCAUAUUUCCCGCUGUCACCGGUGUCAUCGCCGCGGAGGUCGGUGUCAAGGUUCUACAGCCAAUGUUGGUAGGACUAUACGCUGCGGCGGGAAUCAGCUGGCUAUUCCUCCCAAAGGAUCUUGAGCUUCAUAGGGACUAG
Penicillium cataractarum is the source of this 1371-nucleotide messenger RNA. Its product is annotated as putative MFS transporter. The transcript has 5 exons. The annotation marks the transcript as partial. NCBI's taxonomy places the organism in Eukaryota, Fungi, Ascomycota, Eurotiomycetes, Eurotiales, Aspergillaceae. Gene Ontology annotation, molecular function: transmembrane transporter activity. The record is from RefSeq and is a predicted model, not a curated record. Gene Ontology annotation, biological process: transmembrane transport. Gene Ontology annotation, cellular component: membrane.